Molecule: messenger RNA, 2269 nt
Organism: Lytechinus variegatus (green sea urchin)
Lineage: Eukaryota; Metazoa; Echinodermata; Echinoidea; Temnopleuroida; Toxopneustidae
Product: monomeric sarcosine oxidase-like
Exons: 8
Coding region: 157-1389 (410 amino acids)
Molecular function (GO): sarcosine oxidase activity; flavin adenine dinucleotide binding
Source: RefSeq, a predicted model, not a curated record
ACUAGUUGAAUGUGUUUGGAUUUCAUUAUCAUCAGUCGGCGGUGAAGGUCGGUAAGAUACACAGUGGAUUGAUCUGAUUGCAAAGUGGAGUGCUCUCUUUCAGUUUUAUAAGCAAUCAUCUUGUGGUCGUAGAUAAUAUAUUUUUCAAUUAAAAAAAUGGAUACAAUUCAACAAUUUGAUUACAUCGUUGUGGGAUGCGGUGGUGUUGGAAGUGCCGCUGUAUACUGGCUAUCGAAGAGAGCUGGAAAACGGGUUCUUGGAUUGGAGCAGUUUAGGCUUGGGCAUGGCAACGGCGGCUCACAAGAUUGGACGAGGAUUUUACGAAUGUCCUACAGCGCGCCAGAGUAUAUUCCCUUGGCGAGAGAUAGCAAGGAAGGUUGGCUGGAAGCGGAGAGGGAAUCUGGUAUGAAGCUAGUCUAUACAACGGGUGGGCUUGACAUCGCUAUGCGGGGCACCCCUGGCCAUAAUUGCCUGGAGAAAUUCGCUAAAUCUAUGGAGGAUAAAAACGUCGAAUUCGAGAGGUACGAAGGCAAGAGUAUCAGAAACAAGUUCCCCCAGUUUGCAGCUACUUCCAAAUGGAUCUCCUUAUUUCAGAAAGACGCGGGAAUAAUUGAUGCCGCCUUGGCGAACGCAGUUCACAUUCAGCUAGCCCAAAGACAUGGAGCAACCGUCAUUGAAAACGCGGCUGUUCUGUGCUUAUCUAGGGAUGGCGACCUAACAAAGGUGUGCACAACUCAAGGGGACUUCUUCUGUAAGAAGGUUAUAGUCACCUCGGGAGCUUGGACCAAUGAUGUACUUUCAUCGCUUGGGAUGAAACUCCCUGUAACAGUCACACAAGAACAGGUCACAUACUUCGCCACACCGCACAUGAAAGAGUUCACCAAAGACAGGUUCCCAGUAGUCUUUCUCCACACCGGUUACCCGGCUGCUCCCUAUUUCUUACCGAUCCACGGCAACACCGGAUUCAAGACAGGACUCGAUCUGGGAGGGCGUGUCGUCACUCCUCAGACAAGGACUUUCGUCCCAGAUGAGAGGAGGAGGAGGAAAGAGAGAAGAUAUGUGGCAGAGAUUUGUCCGAAGGCCCUCGGCCCUACCCUUUAUACCAAAACGUGUUUGUACGCCCUAACGCCCGAUCGGCAUUACAUCAUGGACACGUGUGAGGUGGCUGGAUACAGUGACGUCAUUGUAUUCGUUGGAGCUGCACAUGCGUACAAAAUGGCUCCUGUCCUUGGUAAGAUACUGAGUCAAAUGGCCAUCGAUGGAAGUACUCCCUAUGACAUCAGAUCGUUUAGCUUGAGGAGACCGGCGAUCACCGACCGCGAUUACACACCCUGCUUUCAAUUAGACACGGCGGUGAUCGAAGACGACGUCGUCCCGUCAUCCCUCUGAGCAAUGAGCUAAAUCCACGUUAAGGAAAUCGACCUUUUGAAGACAUGACGGAUUAGUAGGAGGAUCUGCGCACACGCCAGGAUUACUUAAAAUUGAACAUCCGCAACAGACGACUUAAAUCAUAAUCUUCCGCCCCUUUUUGCUUUCUCUUCACCCUGUUUUCGAGGUACACGUUCGUUAAUUGUUAUACCGAACGUUCGUUAUAUCGAAGAUUCGUUAUAUCGGAUAUUCACUAUUCUUAAUGUAUCAUGCUAAUUGUUAUUCCGUGUACGAUAUUCCAAGACAUGCUCAUUAAUGAAAAUAGGCAUUUUGCUCGUUACUGAUUCCGCAAAAGGUGGGGUUUGUUCAUAAUCCGAACAACGGUGGCAUUAUUCCGAAUAUUUGUUUUUUUUUUCGAACGUUCGUUUAUCCGUACAUCAAAUAGGGUUUAAAAUAUUUUUGAAGGUUCUAUAAUCUCACAAUAAAAUAAUGUUCGUUAAUCCAUAGAUUUUAACUACGAAAAUAGCUGAUGAAAUAUGCGAAACUUAAAUAGAGCAUAUACUUUAUAUUCGAGCUCUCGAAUUCAGAACUUGAUUUCAGUUUUGGAUCAACAAAUCUUCGGAAUGUUUUGCUUUUGGAAAAUCUUCGUAAUAACGAAAACCUUCGAAAUAUCGAACCUGAAGUCGAUUAUUCGAACCUUUCGAUUGACGAACUGGAACCAUUUCAGGAACUCACAAAGGACGUACUCUAAGGGGUAAUCUACGCAAGAUUGCGGGUCAUCCCCUUUCCUGUUUUGGAUAGUCGGAAUGGGAUUGGAAAACUAAGAAAUUAUUAGGUGCAGGAGAAAAUUGAAAAGAAAACUGACAAGGGCUAAUGAGGGUGGAAAGAUAGAGAGAGAGAG